GGCACCAUUUCAGUUCAGUGUUAUUCAGAACGUUGUUCAGUCUACAUCUAUUUUAAUUGUGAUUUUUUCGGUAAAGUUCGUUGUGAUAAAAAUGGAAAACCCAAGCGAGUUUACUGAGAAACAGCCACCUACCCAGGAGCAACCUACCCACCUGCCGGGUGGGAACGAGGUGGCCCAAAAGUUUCUCGCCGAUUUGGUCGAGAAACAGCCACCCAACCAAGACCAACCUACCCAGGAGCAACCUACCAAGGAGCACCCUACCAAGGAGCAACCUAUCCACCUGCCGCGUGUGAACGAGGUGGCCCAAAAGUUUCUCGCCGAUUUGGACGAGAAACAGUUACCCAACCAAGACCAACCUACCCAUGAGGAACCUACCAAGGAGCAACCUACCAAGGAGCAACCUACCCACCUGCCGCGAGUGAACGAGGUGGCCCAAAACUUUCUCGCCGAUUUGGACGAGAAACAGCCACCCAACCAAGACCAACCUACCCAGGAGCAACCUACCAAGGAGCAACCUACCCACCUGCCGCGUGUGAACGAGGUGGCCCAAAAGUUUCUCGCCGAUUUGGACGAGAAACAGCCACCCAACCAAGACCAACCUACCCAGGAGCAACCUGCCAAGGAGCAACCUACCAAGGAGCAACCUAUCAAGGAGCAACCUACCAAGGAGAACCCUACCCACCUGCCGCGUGUGAACGAGGUGGCCCAAAAGUUUCUCGCCGAUUUGGACGAGAAACAGCCACCCAACCAAGACCAACCUACCCAGGAGCAACCUACCAAGAAGCAACCUACCAAGGAGCAACCUACCAAGGAGCAACCUACCCACCUGCCGCGUGUGAACGAGGUGGCCCAAAAGUUUCUCGCCGAUUUGGACGAGAAACAGCCACCCAACCAAGACCAACCUACCCAGGAGCAACCUGCCAAGGAGCAACCUACCAAGGAGCAACCUAUCAAGGAGCAACCUACCAAGGAGAAACCUACCCACCUGCCGCGUGUGAACGAGGUGGCCCAAAAGUUUCUCGCCGAUUUGGACGAGAAACAGCCACCCAACCAAGACCAACCUACCCAGGAGCAACCUACCAAGAAGCAACCUACCAAGGAGCAACCUACCAAGGAGCAACCUACCCACCUGCCGCGUGUGAACGAGGUGGCCCAAAAGUUUCUCGCCGAUUUGGACGAGAAACAGCCACCCAAGCAAGACCAACCUACCCAGGAGCAACCUACCAAGGAGCAACCUACCCACCUGCCGUGUGUGAACGAGGUGGCCCAAAAGUUUCUCGCCGAUUUGGACGAGAAACAGCCACCCAACCAAGACCAACCUACCCAGGAGCAACCUACCAAGGAGCAACCUACCCACCUGCCGCGUGUGAACGAGGUGGCCCAAAAGUUUCUCGCCGAUUUGGACGAGAAACAGUUACCCAACCAAGACCAACCUACCCAUGAGGAACCUACCAAGGAGCAACCUACCAAGGAGCAACCUACCCACCUGCCGCGAGUGAACGAGGUGGCCCAAAACUUUCUCGCCGAUUUGGACGAGAAACAGCCACCCAACCAAGACCAACCUACCCAGGAGCAACCUACCAAGGAGCAACCUACCCACCUGCCGCGUGUGAACGAGGUGGCCCAAAAGUUUCUCGCCGAUUUGGACGAGAAACAGCCACCCAACCAAGACCAACCUACCCAGGAGCAACCUACCAAGAAGCAACCUACCAAGGAGCAACCUACCAAGGAGCAACCUACCCACCUGCGGCGUGUGAUCGAGGUGGCCCAAAAGUUUCUCGCCGAUUUGGACGAGAAACAGCCACCCAACCAAGACCAACCUACCCAGGAGCAACCUACCAAGAAGCAACCUACCCAGGAGCAACCUACCAAGGAGCAACCUACCCACCUGCCGCGUGUGAUCGAGGUGGCCCAAAAGUUUCUCGCCGAUUUGGACGAGAAACAGCCACCCAACCAAGACCAACCUACCCAGGAGCAACCUACCAAGGAGCAUCCUACCCACCUGCCGCGUGUGAACGAGGUGGCCCAAAUGUUUCUCGCCGAUUUGGACGAGAAACAGCCACCCAACCAAGACCAACCUACCCAGGAGCAACCUGCCAAGGAGCAACCUACCAAGGAGCAACCUACCAAGGAGCAACCUACCAAGGAGCAGCCUACCAAGGAGCAACCUACCAAGGAGCAACCUACCCACCUGCCGCGUGUGAACGAGGUGGCCCAAAUGUUUCUCGCCGAUUUGGACGAGAAACAGCCACCCAACCAAGGCCAACCUACCCAGGAGCAACCUACCAAGGAGCAACCUACCCACCUGCCGCUUGUGAACGAGGUGGCCCAAAAGUUUCUCGCCGAUUUGGACGAGAAACAGCCACCCAACCAAGACCAACUUACCCAGGAGCAACCUGACAAGGAGCAACCUACCAAGGAGCAGCCUACCAAGGAGCAACCUACCAAGGAGCAACCUACCAAGGAGCAACCUACCAAGGAGAAACCUACCAAGGAGCAACCUACCAAGGAGCAACCUACCCACCUGCCGCGUGUGAACGAGGUGGCCCAAAAGUUUCUCGCCGAUUUGGACGAAGAGCGCAAGCGAUUGUCCGCGGAGUUUCCACUUUGCGCACUGCUAAUCGACGAGGCUGUGGACCGUGUCUACGGCACUGGUCAUAUUCCCGGCAAGGAGCGCUUCGCAGACGUGUACCAGCAGAAGCCGAUGAAGAUUACCCAAAAGGUCUUCGUGCCCGUUAAUCAGUUUCCCAAGUUCAACUUCGCUGGCAAGAUCCUCGGGCCCAAGGGGAACUCACUGCGUCGCCUUCAUGAGGAGAGCCAGUGCAAGAUUGCCAUUAAGGGUCGCAGUUCGAUCCGCGAUCGUAACAAAGAGGAGCAGCUGCGCAGCUCCGGCGACCGGAGAUAUGCCAAUCUUGAGAAGAAUCUCUUUCUGGAGGUCAGCACGGUGGCCCCUCCGGCGGAGUGCUAUGGCCGCAUAGCCUACGCCCUGGCCGAGAUUCGUAAGUAUCUUAUUCCAGACAAGAACGACGAGGUUUCACACGAGCAGCUGCGUGAGCUGAUGGAAAUGGAUCCCGAGUUGGCCAAAAACACUAAAGGACUCAAUCUGCCGGCCUACAGAUCUGUCUUUGAAAAGACGAUUGGAGGCAACAGAACUGGGUUUCCCAAGUACAACAACCUGAUUAAGCGAGAUAAAGGAAAUCCGCCCGAAAUCGCCGAUACGGAGGAGGUGGCCUAUAAACAUCGUAUGCCCCCCAGUCGUCCGUCUAUGCGCUAUGAGAACAGAAUACCACGUCCAUCAAUAAUAGCGACAAAGGCUGCGCCAUUUAAACGUCUAUAUCCGUAUCCGACUGACGUGAAUCGUAUGCGCGAACCGCCCAUCAAGUCCUAUAAACCCAAUCCGCAUACAAUACUUAAAAAGCCUAUAAAUAAUAGAGCUCCGGUUGAUUUUGUCGCACACCGCUAUACACGAAAACAAAGGACAAUGCUUGCGUUAUAAAAUCCAUGCUGGGAGCACAUCGAAAAUACUUUAGUCAAGAAGAAAGCAGCAUUCAAAAUGAUGCUAUCAAUGAAUAAACAUUAUAAAACGCAACGCAAGUUUUUUGAACGAUGUCCCACGCCCACUCUAUUGCCAACAAUUUAAUUAUUUUCUUUUCAAUUUCUACCGACAUUCCAAAAAAUAUUGCAAUUUCAUGUUCUCGCUUUGUUUGUUGUUUCUUUCGAAUUCAGAUGUUGAAUAAAACCCAUGCCAGAUA
Messenger RNA from Drosophila simulans, 3752 nucleotides. Its product is annotated as fibrous sheath CABYR-binding protein. The coding region runs from base 92 to 3496 and encodes 1134 amino acids. Gene Ontology annotation, molecular function: mRNA binding. The transcript has 6 exons. Lineage: Eukaryota; Metazoa; Arthropoda; Insecta; Diptera; Drosophilidae. The record is from RefSeq and is a predicted model, not a curated record. Gene Ontology annotation, cellular component: nucleus. Gene Ontology annotation, biological process: regulation of alternative mRNA splicing, via spliceosome.